Molecule: messenger RNA, 3566 nt
Organism: Seminavis robusta
Lineage: Eukaryota; Bacillariophyta; Bacillariophyceae; Naviculales; Naviculaceae
Source: the annotation of a GenBank genome assembly
GCUGGCCGGCGCCAGCUCGGUACCUAACGGUCUCCUCCUCCGAUCUCGAAAGAGCGACAAUGAUGCCAGCAUAUCUUUGUGCACCAACCUCGACGACGGCUACUACCGGUAUCAGAACAAAACAGGUGCUGCAAUACGAGUAGAACAUUGAACGGAUCAACUCAAGCAGAACAGCAUUGUCUUGACCACAUCCAGUCCAGCCACUCCAGCCAGACUCAACUAGCUAGUCCAACUCAAGUUAGUUAGUUGCACAUCCUCCAUUGUUUAUAACAUUAUUCAACCAUGGCGACUGGAGGAGUGAAUUUAUCCAAGGAGUUCUUUGAACUGCUCAAGGCGAUCGGUGAAUCCAAAUCGAAACAAGAAGAAGACCGCAUCAUUGCCAAGGAAGUAGUCCGCUUGAAACAAAAACUGGAGACUCCCCAGAGCGGCGGCAUGGGCUCUCCCGCCGCCACCAAUCAACUCUUGACGAGCAAGAAACGCGCCAAGGAAUUCCUGGUUCGCCUCUUGUACGUGGAAAUGCUGGGUCACGAUGGAUCGUUUGGAUACAUCAAAGCAGUGGAAAUGGCCGCAUCCUCCUCUCUCUUUCACAAACGUACCGGCUACUUGGUCUGCAGUGCCUGUUUGAGUCCGGAGCAUGAAUUCCGAUUCAUGCUCGUCAAUCAGAUGCAACGCGAUUUACAAUCGUCCAAUGUCUUGGAAAUUUGUGGAGGAGUCCUGGCCGCCACGGCGUUGAUUACCGAAGACAUGGUCCCCGCCGUGAGUGGAGAAGUCAUGAAACUCAUUGCACACGACAGUGACACGGUUCGCAAAAAGGUUAUCAUUGCAUUGCAUCGAUUCCAUCAAUUGGCACCGGAAACUGUCACGCGAGAAGAUCUUGUGGAAAAAUUACGCAAAGUCCUCUGUGAUCGAGAUCCAUCCGUCAUGGGAUCUAGUUUGAAUGUCAUUGAAGCAUUGGCCGCUGAAGAUGCCACGGUCUUUAAAGAUUUGAUUCCAUCUCUUGUGAGUAUUUUGAAACAAAUUGGGGAACACCGAUUGCCAUCCGAUUAUGAUUAUCAUCGAGUACCGGCUCCCUGGAUUCAAAUGAAAAUUGUCCGCAUUUUGGGCAUUGUCGGAAAAGCCGACGCGGCCGCCAGUUCGGGCAUGUACGAGAUUUUGAUGGAUUGCAUGACCAAGGCCGAUGUCGGUGUCAAUGCCGGAUAUGCCGUCGUCUACGAAUGCGUCAAAACCAUUGCCACAAUAUACCCCAAUCCAAAACUAUUGGAUGCGGCAGGAGAAGCCAUUUCCAGAUUUAUUCGUAGUCGAUCCCACAAUCUCAAAUAUCUCGGUGUGACUGGAUUGGCCAUGAUUGUCGAAGGAAAUCCACAAUACGCCGCACAGCAUCAAUUGGUCGUUAUGGAUUGUUUGGAAGAUCCAGAUGAAACAUUGCAACGCAAGACACUGGAUCUCUUGUAUCGAAUGACCAACCCUGUCAAUGUCGAAUUCAUUACCGAGCGUAUCUUGGAAUUCUUGCGCGGAUCCACCGAUCUCUUUUUGAAAAAUGUACUCACGAAACGAGUCUGCUCCGUGGCGGAACGGUAUGCACCCAACAAUGCAUGGUACAUUCGAACCAUUACACAGCUAUUUGAGGUUUCGGGAGACAUGGUCAAACAGGAAGUGGCGCAAAACUUGAUGACACUGAUUGCCGAGGGAACCGGAGAUAGCGAAGAAGCGGAUAUGCUGCUGCGACAAAAUGCUGUGGAACUCUACGUUGGAUUGCUACGUGACAAACCGGGAACGGCAACCAAGUUGCCGCGGAUCCUGCUGGAAACCAUUGCCUGGGUUCUUGGUGAAUAUGGCUAUCUGUCGGCGGUUUGUACUUUGGACGAUGUCUUGAAGGAGCUUUGUGCCUUGGCAUCGGUAAAGGCGCGACUUCCCAACAGCACGCGCAAGUUUAUGCUCAGUGCCGUUUUCAAACUCGUCUCGCAAGCUGGCACUUGUCCUCCUCACGCUGCAACCGUCAUUGACGAGUACACUCGUUCCAAGGACACGGAUCUGCAGCAACGAUGCUUGGAAUUUCAAACCUUGCUCACGACGGCACCACAAAUUCUGAGCCAAGUCUUCCCCGUCGAUGCCAGUGCCGAGGAUCUUGCCGUCGACCCAAAUCUCUCCUUUUUGAACGGGUAUGUUCAACAAGCCAUUGCCAACGGUGCUCGGCCCUACGAAAAACCCGAAGACGAUGAUGACGACGAUGAUUUCAUGGACGAAUCGGCAACCAACAAGGGUUCUGGAUUCAAAAUGACUCCCUACGAGAAACCCCAAACACCUGCUGCUGCCAUGGCAGCAAUGCGUGGCAUGGGAGGGGCCACCCCCAGCAUGCCAGGAGUUUCUCUCCCCCCAGGUGCGGGAUAUGGAGCCAGCACUGCACCCGUCCAGGCCAACACUGGAGCCCCAGGAGCUGUGCAACUCAACACGCGCAACGUGGCCAAUGUAUGGGGCAAACCCCAGGCUGCGGCGGCAGCCCCUGCUCCGCCGCCUCCGGCUGCCACCAGCAACGCCUUUGCAUCCCCAGGCGCCAGCUCCUUUGGUGCCAGUAGUACCGGCACCAAUCCCUACUUGGCCGCGGCAGGAAUGAGUUCGGCUCCUGCUCCUCCGCCCGAGCCACCCAAGACUGCCGAACAAUUGGAAAAAGAGAGGAAAGCAGCUGCGCUCUUUGGUGGCAUGAUUCCAGGUGCCGCUCCGCCACCACCUGCACCGGCCUCUGCCAUGUCAGCGGCAGCCGCAAGAGCAGCAGCUUCGGGCGCCACUCCUGUAGCUGCACCGGCUCCUCCUCCGCCACCUGCGCCCGCUCCAGCUGUAGAGAUUGAUCUUUUGGACAUGUCCGCGUGGGAUACUCCGGCUCCUGCGCCGCCACCAGCUGCAGCAGGGAUUGACAUUUUUGCGGCUGCUCCGUUGCCUGCGGCUGCUCCUGCGGCACCGCCACAGGUAGAAACUGUGUCAGAUGACGAGGAGGAAGCACCGGCUGGUGGUCUGGCAGCACCUGCUGCGCCAGCACCUGUCCCACCACCCAACCCAAUCGACAACCUAGAUCCAUUUGCUGCGGAGGGAUUGUUGGGUGACGUUCAGGAUGCCCCCUUGGCGUCACUUUCCAUGGGCACUCAAAAAUUCGAGUUCAAUGGUGUGCCCCUGGGCCCACUCGAAAUCACCACAGCUCAGUUUGGACAGCAGUGGGGAAGUUGCCCGGCGGUAGCUCCAUUGGAAGUGCAAUCGUCAAAGGUCACAACACUCAAUGCAUUCAUGGACGUCUGCUCCAAUGUUGGUGCCUACAAGGUAGAAUCCAUUGUGUCUACCAAUGAAGGAAUCUGCGCUGGCAUGAUUGGUGGAACACAUGUAGUUCUCAUUCACGGUAAGGUGAGCCCCGGAGGCAUGGGUGCCAAGCUAAAUGUGACUGUCAAGAGUACAGAUCCUUCGGUGACAGGGCCUUUGGCGAUGUACAUGCAAACACUGCUUCGUUAGAGAAUUCAAGUAGAAGAAUACAAUAAGACAGCACAAGAAACAAAAAUUUUAUUUAAAACAGGGCAUUGAUUACU